Punctularia strigosozonata HHB-11173 SS5 is the source of this 375-nucleotide messenger RNA. RefSeq lists its product as uncharacterized. Lineage: Eukaryota; Fungi; Basidiomycota; Agaricomycetes; Corticiales; Punctulariaceae. The record is from RefSeq and is a predicted model, not a curated record. The transcript has 2 exons. The annotation marks the transcript as partial.
GAAGGUUGGGCGGCUUGCGCAACGGCUGUUCGAGAGUACGACCAAGACAUGAUAGAUGGCUGUAAAGAGGAAAUAGACUCAUUGCUUGCCGGCCUUUUCUCUGCCGUCCUUACGGCGUUCAUCAUCGAAAGUUACAAGUUUCUACAACGAGAUCCGGACGACACCACCGCGGCGCUACUCCUGCAGAUAUCUCUGCAGUUGAGCAGCUUCUCCGUCAAUGGGAGCUUCAUGGACUCCACCCACCCGAUCAAAGCGCAACUGCCCCCUUUGCAGAUGCCUCGGGGCGCUGUUCGCAUCAAUACAUUCUGGUUUUCCAGCCUCGUUUUGUCGUUGAUCUCUGCUUUGGUAUGCAUUUUGCUGAAGCAGUGGCUUCGA